CUCCUUCUUGCUUCGGCCGCUGGCGGUUACGGUAAGCUGAGUGUCAGAAGGAGUCAGCAUCCUCAAUGUUACACCUCCCGGAUCCGACGUCCAGCCCCACCAUUUCCAUCCAGGGCAGAUGUUGAUAAUGUUUAUAAAUCAGCGGCCGGCCGCACAUCGCUCCUCCUCGCCGUCAAUCACCCUCUGUGUAUCAAGACUCGUUUGUUGAGAUGCUAUACACUCGUCCGAGCCUGUUAGCUCCAAUCUUCAUAUUGCUCUUGUAUAUUUGUCUGUCGUUAUACCGUCGGUAUGCCUAUCAGCGCAAGAUGCGAAGGGAAGGGUGCCAGCCCAUUCCAAAAUAUCCACACACCGAUCCCUUUUUGGGCCUCGACCAUCGGAGGGUAAUGCUGGAGGGGACCAAGCGAGGCGAGGUCGGUGCUACACGGGCCAAAAUACAUGCCAAGUGUGGGCAUACGUACGAGUAUAACGUGUUCGGCCAGCGAACAGUCUGCACGAUGAACAUGGACAACAUUCGAACCGUCGUCGGCCCUUCAUCCGCCAACUUCGUCAAGCCGCCGGGGUCGAAGCAGGCUGCCCAUCCGCUUUUGACGGAUAACCUGGUCGCGCUCGAUGGCCACGAAUGGAAGCAAUCUCGAAGCUUGGUGAUGCCGGUCUUGACUAAAGAGCAGGCCGUCGAUCUGCCGGCGCUUGAACGACACAUCCAGAAGCUGUUGAAGCUCAUCCCCCGCGACGGCAGCACGGUCGACCUGCAGCCUCUUUUCCAGCGUCUGUUUAUUGACAGAGCCACCGAAUUUGUCCUGGGCGACUCCACGAAUACGCUCGAUCCGGACGAGGAAGCUCAUCCAGAGGCCGACAAGUUUCUAACGAUGUUUGAGGAUGUGAUGCGCAUGUUGGGCCAGAGAGUCCAAGCGGGCCAUUUGCUCUUUCUCCGCGGUCGAGAUGUCCAAUGGCAUCAAGAUAUCGCCACCAUCUUUGCUACCGUGGACGGAUUCAUUGACAAGGCCGCUGCACGACAACACUCUGCGUCGCCGCGUUUCAGCUUGGUGGAGCACUACGUGGAUGAGAUCAACGACAAAGCCGCCGUCCGAUCCCAAUUGAUGAGUGUGUUCUUCGGGAGCCGCGAUCAAAUCUCCAUCUCCAUGAGCCUGCUCAUGUUUGCACUCGCGAGACAUCCGGAAGUCUGGCUCAAGCUCCGUCGGGAAGUACUGGCGCAGCCUUUGGGUCCUUCCACGGAAAGUACCUCGAGACUCCCGUACACCAGGAACGUCGUCUACGAAGGACUGCGCAUAUUCUCUCCCGUCCUGAUGAGCCGGCGGCAGUGCGAUGCAGAUUGUAUCUUGCCCAGCGGAGGCGGGAAAGAUGGUCAAGCUCCGAUUCUCAUUCCUCGGGGGGCGAUCGUUGAAAUGAACAUCCAAGGCUUACACCGAGACCGGACGAUAUGGGGCGAGUCGGCAGACGAGUUUCUCCCCGAGCGGUGGACCGAUCGGACUCCCGGCUGGAAGUACAUCCCGUUUCUCGCGGGUAAGAGGGUCUGUCCGGCGCGGGAUCUGUCGGUGACGCAGAUGAUCUAUCUUCUCGCACGGCUCGUCCAGGAAUUCGAAUUGCUACAGAACCGGGAUCCCGUACUUGAGCUGGUGGACGAUAUCCGGAACGUGCGGCUGAGUAGGCGUGUGCAGGUUGCGCUGAUUCCACCGUAGAAGAUGGCAUGCCAUGACAAAAAGAAGAGGACGGCCACACAGUGGGCUUGUAACGAUGCUGCCCAGAGGCGCCUAGUCGGAUGUUCUUCGCCUGAAAGAUGGGGCGAUCAACGGGAUGGAGAAGGUUUUGGUGAUCUACCAUGUGCUGGAGGAGACAUCAGUAAAAUAGCCGCGCAUACUUUGUAGCGUCAUGCCGUCUCUGGCCGCGAAACUCAUCCAGAAUGCAUGCAUGGUGCUCGAGAGUAUUGCCCAACUUGAGAACAGUCACAAUGUCGUCAGUUUCGCAGGAGGUAAUUGAAUCCCGAAUGCUAAG
Molecule: messenger RNA, 2010 nt
Organism: Neohortaea acidophila
Lineage: Eukaryota; Fungi; Ascomycota; Dothideomycetes; Mycosphaerellales; Teratosphaeriaceae
Product: cytochrome P450
Exons: 3
Coding region: 210-1697 (495 amino acids)
Molecular function (GO): iron ion binding; oxidoreductase activity, acting on paired donors, with incorporation or reduction of molecular oxygen, reduced flavin or flavoprotein as one donor, and incorporation of one atom of oxygen; heme binding
Source: RefSeq, a predicted model, not a curated record